This is a messenger RNA of Bolinopsis microptera, 1561 nucleotides long. RefSeq lists its product as uncharacterized. The transcript is spliced from 7 exons. NCBI's taxonomy places the organism in Eukaryota, Metazoa, Ctenophora, Tentaculata, Lobata, Bolinopsidae. The coding region runs from base 113 to 586 and encodes 157 amino acids. The record is from RefSeq and is a predicted model, not a curated record.
CCUUUUGUAUGUUUGUGUGAGUGUCAGCUCUAUUCGUAUCUCGGGUUAGAGCAUUUUGCUUGUAUUACAUCAUGGCUAGGUCAGCGGAAAGUGGAAUAUUUACCACAACUUAAUGAGCAAGGUGUUUGACGCAAUCGCCGACAAGGAAAUAGAAGAUAGAGAAGAGGAACAGCUAGAUCUUCUGGCAAAAGAGAUAGAUGAGAUAAAGAAGCUACUGGUUGAAAUAAAAGCGAAACAAGUUUCCACUAGAGGUUUGGUGGAUACCUUCAGAGGAGCAGAUUACGACUUAGAGGCAGUUUACGAGAGAGCUAGGCAAUGGAGACAUGACAGAGAUGAUUGGAGUAGAGAAUACACCCCCACCCCGCCACCACUCAGCACAUCUAACCUUAACGCAUCAGAAAAGAGUUUCCUAGAAGAGCUGGAAGAAGCGGGAGACACAAUGGACCCAUUAGAUGGACUAGAAGCUGACAAUGAGGUGGCUUCUGUGAAAGAAGACGCUGCAGAUGUAGAAGAAGAAACUCUUGAAACCUCUGCGGGGGCAGAGACAACAGAUGUAUUAGCCGCUACAGGGGAAUCAGAAAACUAGACAGAGUAGAUCUGAGGCAGCCGGGUACUUGGCGGCAUUGUCCGGUUCCUGGAUGUUUUGACAAAGAUAAUUAUAACGGUGGUUCAAUCCAACGAAUAAAAAUUUUAUUGGGCCGACUCCUAACUUUAUCAUUUAUACGAUUACAAAAUAAAUCAAGUUUUAAUUUGAGUUGUACUUAAUAAUGUAAUGUUUUUGUUUUUUAUUUAUUUGAUUAUUUAAAUUUUUGAAAAUGUUGCGAAUUAUUUUAAUUGGGUUGUCACAUGAAGCCUUUCAAAUUUAAUGUGUUACAUUUUCAUUUACAAUUUAAUCGUAUCCGAGAAUGCCUUUAACUUUUUCGUUUAUAGAUAAUCCCCUGUAUUUUGAAAUCAAAAAGUAAUAUACGAUUUUUGUUAAUAAUAUAAUGCCUUUGUAAUGAGCGGCUUCCUGUUUUGUUAAUAAUAAUAUAAUACUAAUCCUGUAUCUUACAUCAUUGAUCAUGGGAACUUAAACGACGAUUUUAACGACGAAUAUAUGUAUUUAUCAAGCUCUGCAGUCAGGCGAACCAAAAGUGGAACCAAUUUUCAGUUUAAAGUUAAGACCCUCGCUAAACGGCAUAGCACGCGUAACGUGUCAAAUAAUGCGUUACGAGAAUAUAGACUGAGAGGAAAAGUCUUUGUUCUAUUUAUUAUUUUAUAGUUCCACGUUAGGUGAUAUUAAACUUUUUAUUUAUACUAACUUUGUCCAUACAUACAAUUUUAAACUCGAGACAGGUUUAUAAAGGAGGACUUAUCUUUUUUUGAAUUACGUUAUUUAUUUGUUCAAUUUCGAUUUAGUAAUUCAAAUUGAUAUUUUCGGGGACAAAGUGAGAGUCUCCACUCAGUUUUUCAAACAAAUAGUUAUCGACGUUUCGGCCCACGCCUUUGUAAUGUGUGAGACGUUACAAUUACGUUACAUAGCUCAAUAAAUGUAAUAGAUUUUUAGUGUUGUAAUUAGUUU